Penicillium roqueforti is the source of this 618-nucleotide messenger RNA. RefSeq lists its product as uncharacterized. Gene Ontology annotation, molecular function: transmembrane transporter activity. The record is from RefSeq and is a predicted model, not a curated record. Gene Ontology annotation, biological process: transmembrane transport. The coding region runs from base 1 to 618 and encodes 205 amino acids. The transcript has a single exon. Lineage: Eukaryota; Fungi; Ascomycota; Eurotiomycetes; Eurotiales; Aspergillaceae.
AUGUCUACCUCAGGACCCAUGGUAGGGUCGGACGAGGAACUAUUCUUUGACAAGGAUGGCCACCUCGAUUUUUCACCAAAUGACCCUGAAAACCCAAAAAACUACCCGUUCGUACGGAAGUGCUAUAUCACCACCGUCGCUAUCUCCCUCGUUAUGAAUGCCACUUUCUCCUCCUCUGCACCAUCCGGAGCUUUUCGGGGUAUUAGCAAUGACCUCCAUGUCUCUACCGAGGCUGCUGGACUCGUUACAACCCUCUUCCUCCUUGGCUACUGCGCCGGUCCGCUAUUUUGGGCGCCUUUAUCCGAGUUCUACGGCCGUCGCUGGAUCUUCUACAUCUCAUUCACCAUUUACUUUGCCUUUGCCUUUGGGUUUCUCUGGGCUUCUACGCCUAAUUUUGCCGGGCUCUUGGUCGGCCGUUUCCUGACUGGCACAGCCGUCAGUGCCGCCCUAACGAAUGCACCCGGGAUCCUCGCGGACAUAUGGGGACCCGUCGUGCGUGGCAACGCCAUGAUCCUAUUUGCGACGAUGACAUUUGUAGGACCUGCUCUUGAGCCAGUAGUCAGUGGAUUCAUUCAACUGAAGGAGACAUGGCGUUGGACCUUCUAUGUCCUACUCUAA